UGGUUGGGUGAAGCUCUCGCGAGAGGUGCGGGGCAGCCGCUCCGCUCCGUGCCCUGCUCCGCUCCGCGCGUUUGGGGCCGGAGGGGCUCUGUGGCGCCUCGGUACCGGCCACAGGGGUAACUGGGAAGAUUUUGCCCGUUUUGUUCGCCCUGUUUGCACCUCCAGGCCUGGUCCCACACGCUGAGUGAGUACUGAUCCUCUCCUUCCCCACACGCACACACGCAGGCUGCCAGACCGAAAAUGGGGAAGGCAUCAAAGCGGAAGCGAAAGGUCUCAGCCGCCGCGACGGCUAAGGGCCCCGUGAAGUCGGCUAUGGCUAUGGUCAAGAGCAACCCCUUCGAGGUGAAAGUCAACAGGCAGAAGUUUGACAUCUUGGGGAGGAAGACCAAGAAUGACGUGGGGCUGCCUGGUGUCUCACGGUCCAAGGCUAUCAAGAAGCGUACCCAAACAUUACUGAAAGAAUAUAAAGAAAGAGAAAAGGCAAAUGUGUUUAAAGAUAAACGUUUUGGUGAAUAUGACACCAAGAUCAGUCCAGAGGAGAAGAUGAUGAGACGAUUCACUUUGGAAAGACAGCAAAAUUAUGGAAAGAAGAAUAUCUACAAUCUCAACGAAGAGGAGGAAUUGACACAUUAUGGCCAAUCUUUGGCAGAAAUUGAAAAGCUAAAUGAUAUUGUUGAUAGUGACAGUGACACAGAAGAAAGAGGAACACUGUCAGCUGAAUUAACUGCUACUCACUUUGGAGGGGGUGGAGGCCUCCUUCGUAAAAAAGUAUCAAGUGUGCAGCAAGAUGAAGAGGAGGAAAAACCUAAAUCCAGGAAGGAACUCAUAGAAGAGAUGAUAGCCAAAUCUAAACAAGAAAAGCAAGAGAGGCAAAGUCGGAGAGAGAGUGCGUUAGAGCUCACGGAAAAGCUAGACAAGGACUGGAAGGAAAUCCAAACCCUUAUGGCCCGCAAACCCCCCAAGUCAGAGAGAAAGGACAAAGAAGUAGAAAAACCCAAGCCUGAUGAAUAUGAUAUAAUUGUUCGAGAACUUGGAUUCGAGAUGAAAGCAAAACCUUCAGAAAGGAUGAAGACAGAAGAAGAAUUGGCAAAAGAGGAGCAGGCACGACUCCAGAAGCUGGAGGCAGAUCGACUCCGUCGCAUGCGUGGGAUAGAUGAGCAGGCGAAUAAAAAGAAGCCCAACCACAUCUCAGCUGAUGAUCUAGCUGAUGGCUUUAUCCUGGAUAAAGAUGACAGACAUUUAUUGUCUUACAAGCAGGAUGGAAAAAUAAAUAUUGAAAAUGAUGAAGAAGAGGAAGAAAAAGAUGAGGAGGAAGAAGAAGAAGAAGAUGGGAAGGAAGAUGAGAAUGAAGGAGAAAGUGACGAAGAAUCUGCUAAUGAAGAUGAGGAGGAGAUUGAUGCAGAUAGCCACUCUGAUCUUGAAUCUGAUCUUGAGAGUGAGGAAGAAGCUGCAGGAAAUAAAGAGCAGAACAAACACAAUACAAAUGAAAAUGAAGCACAGAAUGUGAAGAAACUGGAUCCAAAAAUGAAAGCUGCCAAAUCAGAGCUUCCCUAUACAUUUGCUGUUCCUGAGUCCUAUGAGACAUUUAAGUCUUUAUUGGCUGGAAGAACAAUAGAGCAACAGCUUCUUAUACUGGAGAGAAUUCAGAAGUGCAAUCAUCCAAGCCUUGCAGUGGGAAACAAGGAAAAGUUGGAAAAACUGUUUGGCUUCAUUUUGGAGUAUAUUGGGAACUUAGCAACUCUGGAUUUGCCAGAGCUCAGAACAAUUGACAGACUGGUCGUGCCAUUGUGCAAUCUCUGCCAGAUGUUUCCAGAGGCAGCCAGUGACCGUAUGAGGUUCAUCCUGCGAGAUGCAGCUCAUGAUAUGGAAGAAGUUGUUGAAGUCAAAGGCCGUGCAGCAUUCCCAGGUUUAGACACGCUUAUUUAUUUGAAAAUUAUAUCUUUGUUGUUUCCAACUUCUGACUUCUGGCAUCCAGUUGUAACACCUGCUUUUAUCUACAUGAGUCAGCUACUUACUAAGUGUCGCAUUACAACACUGCAAGACGUUAUUAAAGGGUUAUUUAUAUGCUGUUUGUUCCUGGAAUAUGUGUCUCUCUCCAAAAGAUUUGUACCAGAACUCAUCAAUUUUCUUCUUGGAGUACUUCAUAUAUCUUUACCCAAGAAACAAGCCCAGGGCUAUACUGUAGUGCAUCCAUUUACACCAGUGGGGAAGAAUUUAGAACUGCUUUUGGUGUGUGACAAGAAGGAUCUGGAUAGUUGGCAGAAGCAAAAUCUGCCAUUGAGUAUUGUGACUAAGUUAAAGGAAAUGAGCAGAACAGAGACUAAUCACAUCAGGUUAUCAUGUCUUGCCCUGUGCUUUGACCUGAUUAAAAAGUGUGCAGUUCUGUAUGAGUCUUUACCAUCAUUCCAUGAAAUAAUGCAUCCUGUCAGAAUUCUCCUUACACAACAUCUGCCAGCAAAUGACUAUCCUGAAAAAAUGCAGGAAUGGUAUCAGGGUGCUCUGAAAGAGAUAGAGAACAAAGACAAACGCUAUACCCCACUGAUCUGUGAGAAAAAGAAGCCAGUGCCAUUGAAACAGUAUACACCUAGAAUUGUGAAAGUUUUAGAGUUUGGGAGAAUUCAGGGAAGCAGCAAGAAGGAGCAAGAAAGAAAGCAGCUGAUUCGGAAGCAUAAACGUGAACUUAAAGGAGCCAUCCGUGAGAUUCGGAAAGACAACCAGUUCCUGGCUAGAACACAGCUCGCAGAAGUCUUGGAAAGAGAUGCAGCCAGAAAAAGAAAAGUGAAAGAGCUUCUUGGUAGCCUUGCUACACAGGAAGGCGAAUGGAAAGCAAUGAAGAGGAAAAAAAGGGAAUAAUUAAUUGGGACUGCCUACAGCAGGAAACUUUGGUUUUAGUGCAUUGUGAAGUUUCUUAAUCACACAACUUUUGGAGAACUUUAAUUGCAUUCUUUGGAUGCAUUCCUUUGAAGGAGACAACAUCAGCAGAUCUACCUGGAAAAAGUCAACCUGCUUAUUGGAAAAACCCAAGGGUUUUCAUAAGGAAAAUAAACCCAACACUUUUGUAUGUGG
This is a messenger RNA of Pogoniulus pusillus (Red-fronted tinkerbird), 3066 nucleotides long. RefSeq names its product NOP14 nucleolar protein (gene NOP14). Bases 241 to 2853 code for a protein of 870 amino acids. Gene Ontology annotation, biological process: maturation of SSU-rRNA. NCBI's taxonomy places the organism in Eukaryota, Metazoa, Chordata, Aves, Piciformes, Lybiidae. Gene Ontology annotation, cellular component: small-subunit processome; nucleolus; Noc4p-Nop14p complex. The transcript is spliced from 18 exons. The record is from RefSeq and is a predicted model, not a curated record.